AUGUUGUCAUGGUGAUACCUCUGCUGAGAAGCCACCUGGUGUCAGAUAGUGAUACUACCAGUAGGAACGAGUGGAGAAAGAGCUGUUUGUUGUAAACAUUGAGGUGUAAACAUAAAUACCAACGAAGCGAUUUGGUUGAUAUAGUGUUCAUUAUCAUAUCUAAUUCUGAAAUUGUAAUUAGUGCAGAACGGGAAAGUGAGGUUGCGGGCGAGGGCGGGUGGAGAUCCCGGCCAGUGACGGGGGUCUGGCCGCCAUGUCCUGCGUUGUCGUACUCGGACUCAACUGCAGCUGGAAACACUGACGAAACACACUAAGUGUUUUGCACAGAAAUAAAAUGCAAGUUUUUGUUCCAAGUGAACGGUGUAUAUUCCAAUUUUUCAAGUAUUAAGUGUGGGUCAGGAAAGAACCGUUGGUUUAUUAUAUUUGUCACAAUAGUAACUGCUUUGCUGGGAAAACAACAAAUAGCUAUCAAGUGACAGCUAUAUACACAUGCAUCAUGCUGCCCUUAUCUGUAUGCCAGCAAAAUGUCAGAUUACCAGAUGUAUUCAACCAACGAUUACAGAGACAUUAGUGUACUUCGAAAGUGACUCUAGCAAUACUCAGCAAUGAGUGAGCAUUGCAGUAUGGUUGCAAAAAAGAAGAGAGCUCAAACGGAAAUUGAUAAUACCUCCACUUCAGAUAUAACAGUAAGAAAAAGGGUACGGUCAAAUGAAAAUGCUGGGAGUAGUGCAGUUGUACCAAAAACUAAAGAGUCAUCAAAAAUUGUUACCAAAUCUAAAAAAGGCACAGUGUCUAAAGAUAAGGUGGAAGAUCUAAUUGAAAGGGCUGAGGAGGAGUAUGUCGAUGAUGUGCGUACUCAUAAUAACAACUCAGUUUUAGCUGAUGAUGAUAUUCCCGAUUGGCCAGAAGCAGAUUUAAUGGAAUUAAUGAAACGAAUGGAAAAUAACAUCCCCGCUAAGGAUAAUUUGCGUUAUGAUUCCCGAGCAGAGAAACUAAACUGGGAUGAGAUUAGCUUCGGUAAUUAUUCUGCUGGCGAAUGUAAGGAGGUGUGGUUUAAAAUUCAGAAACGCCUAAGAAGGUUUCGAAUUUUGAAGGAAUUGUUGGAAGAUGCAAAAUCAUGGGUUUCAAAACCAUGGACACAUUUUUAUCGAAGCCAACGACAGAAUCGCCACCCAGACUUGCCUCGAAGACCUCUGUCGACAUACAUGCUUUUCUAUUUAGAAAAAAAAGACAAAGUUGCAAAAGAUAACCCUGGCCUUGAAAUGACAAAUGUGUCUAAAUACAUUGCUGAACUUUACAAUAAGCUGCCAGCAAAGAAAAAGCAGAAAUAUAUUGAUAUGGCGGCUGCCCAGAAGAAAGAAUAUGAAGAAAAAAUGGAGCAGUUUUACCAGGAACACCCUGAACUUGUGCCAAAAGCUGUUGCUCUUAAGGAAGCAAAAGCAGCCAAUGCAGCCUCCAAUCCAGAACCAGGGCCUAAAAAGCUUCAGACUCCUUUCAAGCUUUUCUGUAAUGAGAAGUUGAACCAGCAUAAAAAUGAUCCUGGCUUUGAUAGAACAGCUGUACUGGAAAGCUGCAAAGAGCAAUGGCGUGACAUGUCAGAGAAGAAAAAGAUUGUUUGGAUUGAUUGGGCACUUGAAGAAGAGGCAAAGUAUCAGGAAGAAAUAAGAGCUUAUGCUGCUGAAAAUCCUGAAUUUGUUCCACCACCUCUAAAAUCUGUGCUUACAAAGGAAGAGAUUGCAUUGAAAGAACGUAUUGCCGGAAAACCAGAGAAACCGCCAACGUCUGGUUACAGUUUAUUUUCACGUUUGAUGCUUGUCAGCCCAGAUAUGAAGAAAGUACCACCAAAAGAGCGCAUGUCACAGGUUUCUCGAAUGUGGAAGAGUCUUACAAAUGAUCAGAAGAAAAAAUAUAAAGAACAAGUAUUACAUAUGCUAGAUCAGUACAAGCUGGAGUACGCAAGUUACCUAGAGUCGCUUUCUGAUGAGAAACGGCAAGAAGAACUUUCUAACUGUGCACCAAAGAAAAAGUUACCUCCAAAAAAUAAAAUAGGAAAGAAGGUAGUAAAGAAAAAACCCAAACCAGAAGAAGAAAAUAGCAAGUUGUUCAAAGGGGAACCAGAACCACCUCCACUGAAUGCAUACCAGUUAUUCCUAAAGGGCUUUAUGGCUGAUGCUUCUCACAUCCCUUUGGAAAAUCGUGAGAAAGAAGCUCCUCGGUAUUGGCAGAUGCUCCCAGCAGCUGACAAGGAAAAACACCGAAAGAAGCUCAAUGAUAUCAAGCAGAAAUACAUAAAAGAUUAUGAAAAAUUUCUUAAGGGUUUGUCUCAAGAGGAGCUGAAAGAGUACUCUAUGCAGAAGGCAAAGUUAAAACAGACUGAAGAUGCCCAGUCAUCAGAAGAUUCUGACACAGACGAUGGCAGCAAAGAAAGUGAUGGUUCAGAAAAAGACUCAGACUCUGAUGCAAAUUCAUCAUCGGACAGUGAUAGUGACUCUGAUGAUUCAAGUGACUCAGAUAGUGAUGCUGAAAAGACCAAGGGAAGUGAUGAUUCAUCUUCUAUGACUUCUUCGAGUGAUAGUGAUUCAGAGUGAUCUCUUGACUUCAUCGCUGUGUGUAUAUGAAGAUUUGAGACUGAAAGGGGUUUUAUUAAAAGAAAGGAAGAGAAAAAUUUCUGUAUGGGCCAGAAUGGUGCUGUGGGGCAGAUUUAUGUCCCAGCUACAGCAUGUUUAACAAGAAAUAUAUUACAUUGCUUGAAAGCGCAGCAAUGUCAAACUUAGAAUUAUAUUUUGUAACUAGACUGGUUGCUUGCUGUCAGUUUAGUCUCUCUAACCAUGUAACUUCCUACCAUGGUACAUUCCACAGCAGAGAAAUGAAAACAUGGAAUUUUAUGAAAAAGUGUGUAGAUAUAACUUUUUUUAAAUAUUUCUGAAGCAAAAAGAAAAUUUAACUGUUCUGUAAAUGGAAAUAUGUACAGUGCACCAACUUUAUAAAUGGCGCACAGGACAGGAUUUUCGCUACCUGUACUCAAUUGUCGUUAAUGACUUGCACUAACACAACCUAGCUCACUCAGGCUAAUGUUAUUUACCUUGAGAAGGAACAGUGAUGUGGUCUGUAAAUGUUCACAAAAAUUAUAUGAAAGACUGUGGAACUUUGUAGGUGGAAGCUCUUCUUGACAAUGUAUAUUGUCUGUUUUUCCACCUAUCUGCAAAUUCUUAGUCAAACUUUUGUGACCCUUCUUUUAUUCCAUCUCUCCUCUGUUCUGUUUUUUAUCCAUUUCCUCGUGUCUCACUUUUUUUCUGUUUUUUGUUACCAGUAACUGAUUAUCUUGCCUGCAUCCAGUUUCUCCCUCUUUAAACCCCCUUGUCAUUUCAGAAUCUGUAGGAUGCCUCUACCUACAAGAAAUUUUUGUUAAUUAGGUGAUGGCCUUGUCCCAUUAAUUACUACUAUUAUUUUGCCUCUGUUACUUAGAAUAAGAUUUAUUCUACAUCAUUCUCCAUCCGAGGGUGGUCUUCACCCUUACAUUAUCCUUUGAUUAGGUUACAAUUAUUUAAAGGAGCUUUGGCUUUUAAAUGUUGCUGUCAGUCAUCAACUUUUUUUAUAAAUAUUGUCAUUUCAUAUAUUUUUAAACAUUUUUAUUGCUUUAUAUUUUCCUAUUUCUUCUGUGUAUCUUCUUGUAAGAAUCUAAUUUUAUAUUUUGUAAACAUUUAAUCCACAUGGCUAUUUUAAGAUGUGUAGUAAGACUGAUGCGUACAAAUCGACCGAGAUGUGCAUCAGUGUCUUUACCUGGAGUGAAGGCUGAAUAUCUCGGAUGCUCCAUUACCUAAUAAGUAAAUGGAAAUUUGUGUAUAUUGUCUGUCAUAAAAGAAAAUUCUCUAAGUCAGUGACCUAUUUUUAUUUACCGAUUUUGUAAUUGUCUUGUGUAAAUUAUUGUAUGUUAGAUGUAAAUAUUUAAUGGUACACUUCUGAAGUGCAUUGUAAUAGUUGGUAACUGAUAUGCUGAAUUCAAGUACAAAUCACUUUAUGUCUAAUUUCUGUAUAUUACUUCUGUUUACUUUCAUGUCAUAAAAAUACUUAUAAGACUUGUGUGUUGUAUAAGGAAUCACAAGCUUUUGACUUAAAGCAGCUGUAAAAAGGAGAUAUAAUUUAACGUUCAUCAGACAUAGUUUCUUUUAUUUAUUAUAUUAGGGGCACAAUUUUUUUCUAUAAUAAAGUGUUUGUGUUUUAGCUGA
Messenger RNA from Schistocerca gregaria, 4226 nucleotides. RefSeq names its product nucleolar transcription factor 1-A-like. NCBI's taxonomy places the organism in Eukaryota, Metazoa, Arthropoda, Insecta, Orthoptera, Acrididae. The coding region runs from base 606 to 2588 and encodes 660 amino acids. The transcript is spliced from 18 exons. The record is from RefSeq and is a predicted model, not a curated record.